CGUUUAAGCGUUGGUUGUCAGUUUAAUCGUUUGCAAUGCAUAGAACCGGAAACGGAAGUCGCUACUGCGGACCGGAUGUUCUAGCAGUGGCAGCAGUUACGGCGAUGUUUUUUUGGAUCUGGUAGCUUACAAACAGAAGCGCUGCCGUGUUCGAAAACGGUGUAUCUAGGCGAAGGCACUGGCCUUUACUCCGGAUCGUUGAACUACACCACUAAACCAAUGACAACCGUGUCCUGCCUGAUGACCCUUCAACCCGACAACGACAGCGUUAUAAACUACAAUCUGCACAAGGUGUCGAUGCAACCCCCACUGUGUUUCGGAAGUCGUUGCGGGUGCAGAAACUCCCUGACGAUCAAAUCGAGCCAUUUGGGUCAAACCGACGUUAACACGUAUUGUUCCCAAUCGUCUAUAGACACGAGAGAUUACGUACGGACGCUCGGUAAAUAUGUGGAGUUUAAUGUCAAGGUCGGUGUGGAAAACUAUACAGUUUAUGUAGUGAUCUUUUUUUAAACGGCAGCUUCUUGCCCGUGGUAAAUUGGGCUUGCAGUAAUAUUGACGGUGACAUGGGUCGGCCUCCCAGCUUUGCGGAAUCUGUCCAGGCAUGAUCGCCCGUGCCCGUUGUGCAUUGAUCACUGAACGUUUCAAUUUUUUGCUGUAUUUCAUUAAGAUAUUCAAGACCGUUGAUAACGUUAACUUUAGAUCAAGGAUAAUCUUUCGUAUUUAUCUAUUGGUUAUAGUUGCUAUGAUAAAAUGUACUGUACAUAUCGUGAAUACAUGAAUCCGUUUGCAUAUUGGUUUCUACGAGGUGGGACGAAAUGUUGCAAUAGUGUAUCAAACGUGUUGUCGCCAUGUCCGAACACGUUGAAGUGAAAAAGCAAAGCUACAUGUAUAUCAUGCACAACUCAGAACAAAAAAUGCGUUUAGAUCUUUGUAUAAAAUAAUAAAAUAAACAAAAGUAUGUGUUUACAUACGUAUUAAAGAAGUAUUAGAAUUGUGCAAGGCUUCUACGUGUUGACAUGUUGUUUUCGACGAAGAGAAUAUGAGAUAAAGGUUCCCGGUGUGCCUUUAAACAACAGUCAUGGAGAGCUUGAUAUUCACAACGUCAUUUCCGGUCACCAGACUUUGAGGGAUUACCGAGAUCACAUGCGACACAUCUAGGUGUACUUGGAUGGUACCGGCACCGCUCGGAAGAAAGACUAAAGAGUGACGAGUUACAGCUGUUCGAUUUCGGAUGCUUCUUGUCCUUGUUUUUGAGCCGCGGUGGUGUUUGUCUAUGUAUGUUAAGUCUUAAAAUUAUAUAUAUGGUGAUAAAUGCAGGUAGAGCAUCAUUAAAAAGAUAGGUUGAUGUAUUUAGCUAUGUAUGCCAUUUUGUCAAUUACACGACUGCUUAACAUGCGAACACGCCUUAAUAGUAAGUCACAUGUACUACGUAAAGGCACUUGUCUCGAGUACGUUUUGAAACAGUAACUUUCUAUAAACUACGCUAAUGGAAUUCGACUGACUCUCACUGACUCUUAAAUCGCGAGCCCUUUCCAGUCAAUGGCAACUGCGCACCGACCGUCAAUAGCGGAUACACGUUUGGCAUUUAAUUUGUCAGUGAACAAGUCGCAAAUGCAUGUGGUCGUGAUACAAUCAGCAUAUGUCGUUUUAGCGAUAAGUAUUAAGUCUCGACAAUAAAAAGCUAGCUGUAAAAACAUAUAACAUAUAUUUUACCUCCUUCUUAAAUAUUUAUUGGCUGAUAACCAUUUGGCAAUCAGCAAUUCGAACAUGACCAAAUAGCAGUAAGCAGUUUUCAUUUAGCAUGCCAUCUUAGUCUUCCAUACUUAGGUAAAAAACAACUGACUACUGAAACCGGUUUAAACUACCUAUGCUAUAAUGCUUUGUAUCGACCGUAUCAAGGUGUUGACCCUAGUUAGGCUAGUAUAAAGUAGUUUUAUAUUUUCGUGUAUGUGUUAGUCAUAUGGAAAGUGUUGGGUAAUUUAUAUAAAUCAAGUAGGCCCUACCUGAUUGUGAUUUAUCUUUCGCCAUGAUUACGUUUUCUAUAAAUAGAAAGUACACGAAUUUUACCUUAAUCGAUACACGGAUGUUUUAAGUUAAAUAUUAAUAUAUAUCAAUAAAUGCGGGAUUUAAUGCAUUCAUCGACAUGAACGUUUAUAUAUUUAUGAAAGGAACAUAUUUUAUCGUAUUUAUAACCAAAUGUGAUUUCUAACGGAUCAUAAUAAAACUUGUGCUUCUUAAAAAAUGGAAGUUUACGAAAAACUCGGCUGUUCGUGUACUAAAUUUAAGUUAAAGAAAGCAUUACAUUUUGUAUUUGUGUUACAUCUCGGAACAUGUUUAGUCUCAUCGAAUCCAAUAUUUGUUAACCCUUGCAAUAUACAAACGAGACUCGGUCAGGCAUCCGGAAACUACAGCGGAAAGCUAUAUUUCUCGAGAGGACCGAAUCUUUUACAGCAGCCGACUGACUGCCCUAUGACGAUAGUAACAGACCCUGAUAACGUCAUCGCCUACAGGUUCGAGUAUCUAAACCUGAACAAACACUGUGAGGAUGAAGUCAUCGGAACUUGCGAUUGCAAUAAUUCGCUUACUGUGAGUUCUGCUAAAAACGGCGAUGCAGCAUAUAAACAAUACUGUUCAGGGGAGAAAAUCGACACAAUUCAUUACUCCGAAUCUAUAGGUAGCACGCUAGUAUUUAACGUCAAAAUGUUACCAGACGCAUCAGUUAGUCUACAAAUUCGGAUGUUCACGUUACGAUACUUGCAAAAUAAAACUUGUGCCAACGAUGAAUUGUUGUGUUCAAAGGCAUGCGUGCAACGAUCCCUAGCGUGUGGACCAGACAGACACGAGUAUUGUAACAGCCCGAAUGAAGUGUGCUCAAGCGUCAAGAUUUCCAGUCAUAAUAGCGGCCUCAUUGGCGGCGUCGUCGGCGGCCUAAUUGCCUUUCUAGUCAUCGCAGUCAUCCUAACCUUGUGCCUUCGAGGGGAGAACAGCAUCCUCCGGAAGACGUGCUUUAAGCAACAAAUCCAGUCGAAUUCUAGUCGAGCAAAUGCAAUAUUCACUGUCCAUGGGGCGACUCAGGCUGUCUCAACCAGCGGUGCAGGAAACGACAAUCAGGCCUAUACUGAGUACGAUGAUCCCCUUGGAAGGGUGACGUUCCAGCCACCGCCCGAAUACAGCUCCCUAGAGCACAUAGACAGGGCCGGUCGGGGUAACGAGCCCAAAGACGGCGGCGACCUGCCCCCGAGCUACGAAGACGCUGUUCAAAACAGAGAUCAGAAUAAACUAUAAGCGAUGACAUUGAUGUCUGAAAUAUAAUGAAAUAAACUAAAAUGUUCAGUUUUUAUUUGUUUGAAACGGGCAUUAAUUGUACGUCAAAAUCAAACAUGUUCAUAACAGUCGUUAGGCAAAGUUGCCGUAAUCUAGGGAACAAGUAAAAAGCUCAGUGCCUGGGGGUGGGGGUGGGGUCUGACAGCAGAAACAACGACGGUGAACAACCAUCGACCUAUGGGGACUCUGUACCGACGGGUGUGCCCGUAUCGAAGUAUCUUUAAAGAAACAUUGGGGAGUUCCGUUUGCAUUCUUGUUUGCACGAGGUGAGAAGAAAUGCUGUGUUUGUAACCGUAUUGGCACAGGGCGAUAUGAAUAGUUGCACGACUGUGUCUUGCCCUAGUCAGUACAGAAACGUGUGUUCAUAUAUAUUUAUAUAAUAAUUCUAAAUUGGCUUUUGCUUGUAUACAGUCGGACUCGUUAUUGCGAAGUCGCCGGGAUCAAGAUUAAUUCUUCGAAAUUACGAUUCUUCGAGUUAAACAUUUCUAGUAUUAUUAUUAUCAUUAUUAUUAUAUUAUCAUGAUCAUCAUUAUUAAAAUGUCAUUCAUUUUUAAAUGUUGCAAAAAUCAGCAUGUUCGGAAUACUUAAAAAAAUAAGGAAUUACUCAGUUAGGUUAAGUGAUGUUCAAAAUAACGGCGGUCGACUCUGCAUUAACAUAUAGUAUCUGGGUAAUUGUCCAUGCUUUUAGUGUUUCAGAAAUCCGGUUGUACAAAUGAAAUUAUUUAUUGCAUGACUGGAUGAUAUUAUAUAAUUCGUCACUUGUUUUAAUAUAUAUAUAUUUAUGUCCCCCUUCGAAGAAGAGGGGGUAUAUUGUUUUGCACAUGUCGGUCGGUCCGUCGGUCGGUCGGUCCACCAGAUGGUUUCCGGAUGAUAACUCAAGAACGCUUAGGCCUAGGAUCAUGAAACUUCAGAGGUACAUUGAUCAUGACUGGCAGAUGACCCCUAUUAAUUUUCAUGUCACUAGGUCAAAGGUCAAGGUCACAGUGACUCGAAACAGUAAAAUGGUUUCCGGAUGAUAACUCAAGAAUGCUUAGGCCUAGGAUCAUGAAUCUUCAUAUGUACAUUGAUCGAGACUGGCAUAUGACCCCUAUUGAUUUUCAGGUCACUAGGUCAAAGGUCAAGGCCACAGUGACUCGAAACAGUAAAAUGGUUUCCGGAUGAUAACUCAAGACUGCUUACGCCUAGAAUCAUGAAACUUCAUAGGAACAUUGAUCAUGACUGGCAGAUGGCCCCUAUUGAUUGUCGGGUCACUAGGUCAAAGGUCAAGGUCACAGUGACUCGAAACAUUAAAAUGGUUUCCGGAUGAUAACUCAAGAAUGCUUACGUCUAGGAUCAUGAAACUUCAUAGGUACAUUGAUAAUGACUGGCAGAUGACCCCUAUUGAUUUUCAGGUCACUAGGUCAAAGGUCAAGGUCACAGUGACUCAAAAUAGUAAAAUGGUUUCCGUAUGAUAACUCAAGACAUCUUACGCCUAGGAUCAUGAAACUUCAUAGGUACAUUGACCAUGACUUGCAGAUGACCCCUAUUAAUUUUCAGGUCACUAGGUCAAAAGUCAAGUUCACAGUGACUCGAAACAGUAAAAUGGUUUCCUGAUGAUAACUCAAGAAUAAUUAGGCCUGGGAUCGUGAAACUGCAUAGGUACAUUGAUCAUGACUGGCAGAUGACCCCUAUUGAUUUUCAGGUCACUAGGUCAAAGGUCAAGGUCACAGUGAUACAAAACGUAUUCACACAAUGGCUGCCACUACAACUGACAGCCCAUAUGGGGGCAUGCAUGUUUUACAAACAGCCCUUGUUUAAAUUUCAUUUUGAAAUCCGUUAUUGUUAUAUCCAAGGCUUAUUGUUGAAUUCGUGAUUUAUUUUUUAUCAGUCACACUAUAACAGUUUUUUAAUAACUUUUGCAUGCAUUUAGCUUCAAUAAACGCAUGAUUUCAGAUCUAUGUUCGCAAGAAGAAAUUUACCGCCAUGCAUAUGAUACGUUUCAAUCUAUAACACAAAUAAAGGAAUACCAUUUUAUUAUGCCCCCUUUCGAAGAAGAGGGGGUAUACUGUUUUGCUCAUGUUGGUAGGUCGGUCCGUCUGUCCACCAGAUGGUUUCCGGAUGAUAACUCAAGAACGCUUAGGCCUUGGAUCAUGAAACUUCAUAGGUACAUUGAUCAUGACUGGCAGAUGACCCCUAUUGACUUUCAGGUCACUAGGUCAAAGGUCAAGGUCACAGUGACUCGAAAUAGUAAAAUGGUUUCCGGAUGAUAACUCAAGAACGCUUAGGCCUAUGAUCAUGAAACUUCAUAGGUAGAUUGAUCAUGACUGGCAUAUGACCCCUAUUGAUUUUCAGGUCACUAGGUCAAAUGUCAAGGUCACAGUGACUCGAAAUAGUAAAAUGGUUUCCUGAUGAUAACUCAAGAAUGAUUAGGCCUAGGAUCAUGAAACUUCAUAGGUACAUUGAUCAUGACUGGCAGAUGACCCCUAUUGAUUUUCAGGUCACUAGGUCAAAGGUCAAGGUCACAGUGACUCGAAAUAGUAAAAUGGUUUCCGGAUGAUAACUCAAGAAUGCUUACGCCUAGGAUCAUGAAACUUCAUAGGUACAUUGAUCAUGACUGGCAGAUGACCCCUAUUGAUUUUCAGGUCACUAGGUAAAAGGUCAAGGUCACAGUGACUCAAAACAGUAACAUGGUUUCCGGAUGAUAACUCAAGAAUGCUUACGUCUAGGAUCAUGAAACUUCAUAGGUACAUUGAUCAUGACUGGCAGAUGACUCGUGUUGAUGUUCAGGUCACUAGGUCAAAGGUCAAGGUCACAGUGACAAAAGUUGUAUUCACACAAUGGCUGCCACUACAACUGACAGCCCAUAUGGGGGGGCAUGCAUGUUUUACAAUCAGCCCUUGUUAUGAUAAAGUUUCCUAAUUUUGGUAGAUAGAGAUGUAUUGGUGUUAAUUUAAUAUUGACUUGUUAUAUUUCUUCUCUAGAUAUGUAAUAGAUAUGUAGAUAUUGACUAUGCUCUGUAUAUGUAGGUCAAGUGGUUAACAGGCAUAUAUCAAUGAUAGAUGAUUUUAAUUGUUUACGGGAAAACAAUUUAGAAACGCCAUUGUUAAACAAAUUACGUGAAUGCAAUUUCAACAAUCGCCAUUUUUACAAUUAAUUGUAUACAAUAAUUCGAAUGAUUAAAUGCAUAAUUUAUAAGUGUUACCUAAAAUUCUACAACCCACAAAAAACACAAUGUUACUUUAAAUGCCGAUCAUUCUUGAGCUUGCAUUUUGGUUUUGUUUGCAGCAGAGUCAUAAUUGUGUGGACGAAGUUGCUUGCAUCUGUUAUUAAAUUCCAGUAAAUGUCGCAAUACAUCUAUGUCUUAGUCUUUCAUGCAACUAAUCGAUUUUGUUAUUUCUACAAAAUGGAAUGAUUUUGUCAUACAAUAGUUAUUGAUUUAUAUUAAUUUUUAGCUCGGCGUUUUCGGAGAAACACCGAGGUAUUGUCAUAACCAGCUCGUCGUGUCGUCUGACGUCCGCGUCGUGCUAAAACCUAAGGUUUUGAACAUUGGCUCUAAAAUCAAAUUGCUUCCACUUUCAAGUUUGAAACUUCAUAUGUAGAUGCACCUUGAUGAGGUCAAAGGUCAAGGUCACUGUGACCAUUAAAAAAAAUUCUGACAAGCUUUCAUUUAUUCAAAACUGCACCCGUAGCCGAGCGUGGCAACCGUUAUGCGGUACUCUUGUCGUUUUUGUCCUCUAAAAUUCAAUACAAACUCACAUCCCAAACAAGACAAACAUUCGAAAUGCAACUCCUGAAUCACUGAAUGGUUGCUUUCCCCGCCCAAAAUUCGAAGUGCAACUCCUGAAUUAGUGAAUGGUUGCUCUCCGCGCCAAUAAGUCGAAAUAAAACUCCGUAAUCAGUGAAUGGUUGAUUUCCACGCCAAAAGUUCGAAAUGAAACUCCUGAAUCAGUGAAUGUUUGCUUACCCCGCCCAAAAUUCGAAAUGCAACUCACGAAUCCGUGAAUUGUUGCUUUCCCUGUCCAAAAUUGGAAAUGCAACUCCUGAAUCAUUGAAUGGUUGCUUUCACCGCCCAAAAUUCGAAAUGCAACUCAUGAAUCAUUUUUUGCUCGCUUUCCCCGUCCAGUUCGGCAGUUGAUCAUCCCAAUUACGUUCUCACGAUAAAUCGUCAGUAGGCCUAAUUGGUGAGACUUAUACAUAAUUUGAUAUCUGACUCUCUUAUAUAACAUUUUCUCAAAAGUUACGAACCUUAUAUUCGCUUUUUAUCCUUAUAACAUGUGGACACACGUGAUCAUGUAAAAAUGUUCUGUUAUUUCAAAGACAUUUCAUGUUUUCAUUGAAUUGUUCAAUGUUUGUUGCAAAUUUUGUGUAGUCUCUAUGUAUUUUGCGAUAUUUGUUGCUAUACUAAUAAAGAUUAUUAGAAGCAUUACAGAUAGAACUUUAAAUUACCCAUAUUAGAGCUUGGGUACGUUUAAUAUGCAAAAUCAUAACGAAAUAAAUAUGUAUUCAUAAUUGUAUACUUUGCCAUGUGUAUAAAUAAUUUACACAAAUACAAAUAAAUUUGAAAGCUUG
Molecule: messenger RNA, 7872 nt
Organism: Dreissena polymorpha
Lineage: Eukaryota; Metazoa; Mollusca; Bivalvia; Myida; Dreissenidae
Exons: 4
Coding region: 2242-3285 (347 amino acids)
Source: RefSeq, a predicted model, not a curated record